AUGUCUAAGUAUCAAUUGAAAUGGGGCAUCCUCGCCACAGGCGGGAUCGCAGAAAGCUUUGGACGCGACCUGAGCGUGAAUCCGGAAACACGAGACCGCAAAGACAUUGAGCAUGUCAUUGUCGCAGCAGCCUCGUCCUCUUCCUCCGACCGGGCGAAGAAGUACCUGAAAGCGGUCAACGCGCCUGACUCCGCGAAAGCGUACGGCUCGUACAAGGAGCUUGUGGAGGACUCCAAUGUGGACAUCAUCUACGUUGCUACACCGCACAGCCAUCACUACCAGAACACGAUGCAGUGUUUGGAGGCUGGCAAGAACGUGCUGUGCGAGAAGAGCUUGACGGUGAAUGCGGCGCAGGCUGAGGCGUUGAUCAAGAAGGCCAAGGAGAAGAACCUGUUCUUGAUGGAGGCUCUCUGGACUCGCUACUUCCCACUCUCAAUCUACGCCCGCGAAAUGGUGACCUCCGGCAAACUCGGUACGGUCGAGCGCACCUUCGCAGACCUGAGCUUCGGCUCAGCACCCGAAACGAGCUUUGAAGACAGCCACCGCAUGGUCAACCCCGAUCUCGCCGGCGGCGCACUUCUCGACUUAGGUAUUUACGCCCUAACAUGGGUCUUUCAAACCCUCUACACCACCCAGAAGAACCCACAGCCACCCACAGUCCAGAGCAGCAUGCGCAAGUACGAGAAGACAGGCGUCGACCAACAGACAACCAUGCUCCUCUCGUUCCCACGCAAAGAGCAAGGUGACGCGCACGGCAUCGCAACAACCGGCAUGCGCGUCGCCAGCGACCCCAACGGCAAUAUGGAGGCUCCUGCCAUCCGUAUCCAAGGCAGCGAGGGCGAGUUGAUGGUCUUCCCACCUGCGUUUCGACCUACUCGUACGAAGUUGGUGCUCAAAGACGGCACCGUUGACCAGAAAGAAUGGCCGCACCCUGGUCCCGGCCCUGGCUCUGGUUUUAAGAACGGCUUUGGAGGGAAUUUCAUGCCAGAGGGAGAGGGAUUCGGUAUGUUCUGGGAGGCGGACGAAUGUGCGUACGCUUUGAAGGAGGGGAGGAAGGAGGGCAAGUAUGAGAGCUUGGAUGAGAGUUUGGUGAUCAUGAAAGUGAUGGACGAGGUACGAAAGCAGCAUGGGUUUACGCUGCCGGAGAAGAUUGAGACGACGAAAUACCCGGUGGAUUUGUAG
Molecule: messenger RNA, 1182 nt
Organism: Saxophila tyrrhenica
Lineage: Eukaryota; Fungi; Ascomycota; Dothideomycetes; Mycosphaerellales; Extremaceae
Exons: 2
Coding region: 1-1182 (393 amino acids)
Molecular function (GO): nucleotide binding
Source: RefSeq, a predicted model, not a curated record